ACAUGAAAAUAAAUGAAAAGAAGCGGCUAACCGAACGAGAAAAGCUAGAAAGACGUGAACGUAAACGGCAUCUACGGCAGGACCGUUUCCUGGAACGUGUACAGCAAGAAUUCAAAGCAGUAGAAAAGGAGAAAGCAUGCACGGCCACGGUAGAAGUGGCCCCUGUGAGCGAAGCGGAACAGGUGUCGACAGUCAGCAUUGCGGUACCGGGCUCGAUCAUGGAUAAUGCUCAAUCGCCCGAGCUGCGAACAUAUCUUGCCGGACAGAUAGCACGUGCUGCUUGCAUAUUUCAGAUCGACGAGGUGAUCGUGUUCGACGAUUGUGGCCCAAGCAACCAGGUUACGGACCGCUUGGGUACGAUCCAAACGACGGAAGGAGCAACGUCGGCCCGUCGCUGUUGCAUACAGCUCGCUCGCAUCCUUCAGUACCUGGAAUGUCCGCAGUAUCUGCGAAAGUACUUCUUCCCGCUGCACAACGACCUCAAGUUUAGCGGUUUGCUAAAUCCGCUUGAUUCCCAGCACCAUCUGCGGCAGCAGAGUGAGUUCGUGUUCAGGGAGGGCAUCGUUACGAGCAAACCGAUGAAAAAUAAUAAGGUCGGUGCGUUCGUGAACGUUGGACUUUUAAACGAUGUGCUAGUAUGUACAGCACUCGACCCGAAUCUACGCGUUACGGUAAAAAUGCCAACGGGUGCGGAUUUAAAAUCGAAAAAAAUACGUGCAAAGGUGGUUCCUCCUUCGCAGCCGCGUCAAGAAACAGGUAUUUACUGGGGCUACUCGGUACGUAUCGCUAACUCGCUGUCGCAGGUAUUCACCAAGUGUCCGUACCGUGGUGGGUACGAUAUGACUAUCGGCACCUCGGACAGAGGUAAGAACGUUAAUGAGGUAGAACCAGGCAGCCUUUCCUACCAGCAUGCACUGAUCGUGUUUGGAGGCGUUCUUGGUCUGGAACCGGCACUUGAAAACGAUCAGAAGCUUACGGUUGAUACGGUCGAGGAUCUGUUCGAGCAGUAUCUGAACACGGUCCCCGCGCAGGGUUCGCGUACGAUACGCACCGAAGAAGCAAUUCUAAUUUCGAUGGCAGCACUGGGCAGCAAGCUGAAGCCCGUUAAUGCUCCAAAACUAUUCACCAGCUUUGAGGCCAUUCCACAGAGUCAGGACACUGGCAUCCAACAGUACGCGUUCAACGCAAAACGCUCCAAGAUCGAUGUUACGGCUGCACCGACGAACGGGAAAUUAGCUACCAUCUCAAGACCCAGGCCACCACCACCACCGCCCGAGGAUAAGUUCGGAGAUAUGUCACGGUUUGAUUAA
Molecule: messenger RNA, 1310 nt
Organism: Anopheles maculipalpis
Lineage: Eukaryota; Metazoa; Arthropoda; Insecta; Diptera; Culicidae
Product: putative methyltransferase C9orf114
Exons: 1
Coding region: 3-1310 (435 amino acids)
Source: RefSeq, a predicted model, not a curated record